AAUCAAUUAAUCCGGAUACUUUUAGAAGCGAAGCUACGUCGGUCGGACAGCUUGGCUCGCCUAAUUAGUCAGCGACCCCCGAGGGUUGAGUUGGUGGAGAGGAACAUACUGCCAGAAAUAUCCGAGCAGGAUCGUCUCGAGGCCAGACUUGUCAUUGGCAAUAAAUUAGACAGACGAUUGAGUUUAAGGCCAACAGCUGAAGAUCUCGAGAACAAACACAUCCUACUAAAACAAACGCCUGAUGAAAUUGAACGAGAGAAAGAAGAGAAGAAGAAAACUCUUCUAAGAAAGUUGAGUUUCCGACCGACCAUCGACGAACUUAAAGAACGAAAGAUUAUAAAGUUCAACGACUAUGUCGAGGUCACUGAAGCAGAACUUUACGACAGGAAGGCCGAUAAACCCUGGACUAGACUGACCCCUAGGGACAAGGCUGCCAUAAGGAAAGAGUUGAAUGAAUUCAAAAGUACGGAGAUGGCAGUACAUGAAGAUAGUAAACAUUUGACGAGGUGGUUUUCUUUAGUAUUUCUUUGGGUUUUUUCCAUUUUGUUUAUAACUGUUAUUGUUGUUGCUUAUGUUUAA
Helobdella robusta is the source of this 579-nucleotide messenger RNA. RefSeq lists its product as hypothetical. Gene Ontology annotation, biological process: actin cytoskeleton organization. Gene Ontology annotation, molecular function: actin binding. The annotation marks the transcript as partial. NCBI's taxonomy places the organism in Eukaryota, Metazoa, Annelida, Clitellata, Rhynchobdellida, Glossiphoniidae. The transcript is spliced from 5 exons. The record is from RefSeq and is a predicted model, not a curated record.